This is a messenger RNA of Lachancea thermotolerans CBS 6340, 597 nucleotides long. RefSeq names its product signal peptidase complex subunit SPC3 (gene SPC3). The transcript has 2 exons. Lineage: Eukaryota; Fungi; Ascomycota; Saccharomycetes; Saccharomycetales; Saccharomycetaceae. The record is from RefSeq and is a predicted model, not a curated record. Gene Ontology annotation, cellular component: signal peptidase complex; membrane. Bases 1 to 597 code for a protein of 198 amino acids. Gene Ontology annotation, biological process: protein targeting to ER.
AUGUUCUCGUUAUCACAGAGGUUCCAACAAACCAGCAACCAGGCCCUGAGCUUUGCCAUUUUUGCCGCAGCGUUUGUUGUGGCUACUUUCUGCGCUCAGCUUUACCAAGAUAACGUGUUCGGACUUUCCUCGUCAAUCGGCAACAUUCAACCGCAAAUCAAUGUGAGAACGAGCAGAUUUUAUGGAUCUGUCAACGGAAGGCCUAAAGAAAACCUGAAGAUUUCCUUUGACCUCGAAUCGGACUUGACGCCUCUAUUUAACUGGAAUACGAAGCAAAUUUUUGUCUACUUGACGGCUGAAUACAACGGGCUAAAGAAGCCAAGUGUCAAGAGCGAAGUUACCUUGUGGGACAGUAUUAUCACUGAUAAAGAAGGAGCCGUCAUUUCUUUGAACAACGCAAAGUCGAAAUACUCUGUGUGGGACAUCGAAGAGAAGCUCUCUGACAGGAACCUGACUUUCAAACUGCAUUGGAAUAUCCAGCCAUGGAUAGGGCCUUUGGUGUAUGGUGAGACCAACGGCGAAUCCCCCGUAACGUUGCCUCAAACCAAACCCAAAAGCCAGAGCGCGAGAACGUCUAAAAGGUCUGAGGCGGUUUAA